CAACACCUAGGCCCCAUUCUGUUCAGUAGUGGUGCAUAGAAUUGUAGUAGCGUGUGGCGUGGAGUAUAGAAUACCCGCUUCCCGUGUAGAUUAGAUUAUAACUUUAGUGUAAGACUUGCAUAUUGCUUGAAUUUAGCCACCACUAACUUCGCCACGGUCCCCACUCUCUAGCGAGGUUGGCAGGCUGGGGGUAGCUGGCCUCUCAUUGUGAUAAAAGAUAAUAAGAAGUUGGACACUGCGAACCCCCAUCCGACAAUAAAUUGCAUUGCACCGCGCAUCGAGCAACCCAGCCCAGCCUCAUGAACUAUUCGGUGUUUCCAUCCGGAGUUUAUUCAGUUCCUGACGUACGUCUCAUCAGACAAGGAUUCUACGGAGAACGACCAACAUCUUUUAUUCGGCCAGGACUGCCAAUCACACCCGUCAACAUGCUGCCAUAUCAAGUUGCAGGUGGGUCUAUACCUUAUGGCUACACUCUGGUGCCCAACACUACGGUCGUUCCACAACAACGACUAAUGAUGUGCCAACCUGGAAUUCGUACCACUUACUCGGUCGUGGAUGAUGAUGAAGAUGUCGACGACUAUGUCCCAAUCCGGCCAAAGAAGAGAAGCCAGGAUGUUAUAAGCGAAAUAAUGGAUUCUCCAGAAAUGGAUGAAUUUUCUGCACAGACAAGAGAAAUUCGCCGAAAUGCAGAUGCAGUUCUACAACGACUCAACACUACGAAGCCCACCAGCCGCGCCACAGAUUUCUUCAAGAGUUACGACUACGACACACGACCGCUUGUCCAACGCUACCCGUCCCCACUACCCGAACGACAUUUGCCAAGGUCGUCGCCAUAUUUGGAGGAGGAUGAUGAACCCUGCACUUCCUCUUGGCGAUCCAGAGGACUCAAUUCUUCUUAUCCGUCUAGUUUAAGACCGUGUGGCGUCAGUUCCAUGAGUCUCACCAAAGACAGAAUUCGAUCCGUGUAUGCAGACCUUGAUGAGCCCGUUUCAUACAAGACGCCCAAAAGCUAUGAUUUUUCACAUCCGGAUUAUUCAGGAAUUAAGACGCCAAGAGGUUCCGUUCAGUCAGAAAUAAAUCGGAAAGCAAUGUUGAAGGAACCCUCGAGGUCAAUUGGAAUUGGAAGAUCGUCGUCACUCAGGACGCCGAGGGAGAGAAUUACUCAGGAUGCUUCGGAUGUUCGGAAUAACAUUAGCAUAAGAGCUCACUAUGCAGCAAUGAGAGAGGCGGCCAACCGGGACGUUAAUAUAAGAAAACCCAAGGAUAUCAUGCCAUAAUAAUCAUAAUAUUUUUGGUUAUUUAAAAAAUAAGCUAAAAUAAUGUAUGUAUAUAUACAUAUACUUAUAUAUAUAAUGUGACAAAUGUGAACAGUGAAAUUUUGCCAAAACUGAAUAAGACCACAACGGACAACUAUUAUUUGCACAGUGUUGAAAGAAAAUUUGGUGCACUCGUCGACCAUACUUAACACAAGCCACAAAAAUGAACAUAUUUUUUAAUGGAAAUCAUUUAAUGAGAAUUCUUGCAUACAAUGCCAAAUCCUAGGUUGUACAGAGACAAGAGAAGAAAUACUUAUGUAAGUGUCAGUGAUAUGGCUAAUGGAUCACACUUCCACCACACUUUACCCGAACCGACCACCAUUUCCGGGUAGUGAACAAUACGAUGAUUGGCUUUCUUCCCAUUUUUGCGAAUAAUUAUUAUUGUAUUGUUUAAAAUUACAAAAUAAAUAUCCAGAUGGGAAGUAGGUCAACAACCACAGUUUUGUAUAUGUACAUACAUACACACACCCCUAAAAAGGGUAUGUUUCAAAAACUUUAAAAAUUAUAUACUGUCAAAAAGGUCCCACUAAAAUCAUGCAAAUAUGUAUGCAUUAUACACUGUAGUGGAUUUAUUUACACAAGAAUCUUAACAUACACCACACGCAACAAAUAAAUAAGAAUAAAUUAUCUGUUCUUAAAAA
Messenger RNA from Folsomia candida, 1957 nucleotides. RefSeq lists its product as uncharacterized. Lineage: Eukaryota; Metazoa; Arthropoda; Collembola; Entomobryomorpha; Isotomidae. The record is from RefSeq and is a predicted model, not a curated record. The transcript has 3 exons. The coding region runs from base 300 to 1277 and encodes 325 amino acids.